AUGGGUGGCAAACAAUCACUCAUGGAUACCAAGCUCAACAUUAUGCUUCAAUCGAAGGAAGCUUAUAAAAUGCAUUACAAAUGCCUUCGUGAAGAAGAGGAGGAACGACAGAAAAUCAAAGUUGCCAUAGAGUCCAACAACUCAGAAGCUGCCAGAUUACACGCUUCAAAUUCAAUUCGCAAGAGAGAUGAGGCAAUACGGUAUUUAGAAUUCAAGUCUAGGUUAGAUAUUAUAUCGGCGCAAUUGGAAUCUGCAAUGAGGACUCAAAAGGUAACUGACGAACUUAAAAAGGCUCUUCCUCAAUUAAAUGACCUUUUAAAAUACAAAAAACUGGAUUCGAUUGAAGUUAUAAAUGACUUCCAAAAAAUAUUUGAAAAUAUGGGAAAGAGAGAUUCUCACAUAAACAAGAUGAUAUCGAGUGAUUUAUUAUAUAAUGCCCCUGCUCGUGAUGUUGAUAUUCUGAUAUCCAAAGUAGCAGAUGAAUACGCUCUUGAUGCAACCGAUGUUCUCAAAACACCAGCGUCAAAUAAUAAUACAUCCUGCGAGAAUAAUAAAGAAGCAAAUUUAUCUUAA
Molecule: messenger RNA, 573 nt
Organism: Theileria orientalis strain Shintoku
Lineage: Eukaryota; Apicomplexa; Aconoidasida; Piroplasmida; Theileriidae
Exons: 4
Coding region: 1-573 (190 amino acids)
Biological process (GO): late endosome to vacuole transport; endosome transport via multivesicular body sorting pathway; protein transport
Cellular component (GO): ESCRT III complex; multivesicular body
Source: RefSeq, a predicted model, not a curated record